GUUAUGAUAGUCACAUGUUAGGACAUAGCAAAGGGAAACCUUUCUGCUGUAACACUUGUGGUAAGAUGUUUUCCUCUGAAGAUAAACUUGAUCAUCAUUUACCAGUACACAACACUGAUAGAAAAGCCUCAUUUACAUGUGAAAGCUGUGGGAAAGUAAGUUACAUUUUUAAAAAAAUUAUCUUGUACUAAACUAUGGUUUGCUGUUGUUAAAACUUGUAGAAAACUUAAGGAAUUCAAUUAUUGGCAUGCUACUAUUUUAAUAAAAAGUAGCAUUUCAUCGUUUUGAAUUAUUUAUAGAUACACUAUUCUGAAUGUUUCUGUUAGUAGAAUAAUAGGGAUACUUUUUUCCUUUUAUGGUAUUUAAAAAUAAUUGUCAAAGCAAAAGCUCUAACAUUUUAGAUUAUUGUCAUCAUCCACUGAAGGCAACCCAUAAUAAAUAUGCUGAAACUACUUAGGCUUAUCAUUAAUUUUUAAUACAGUAAAGUUGGCUGUUGCCAAGAUGGAAAAUGAGACAAUUGAUUUAAAAUACUCUGAAUAAACAUAUUCAUUGUUCAAAUUUACAGGUGUGUGUAAAUUGGCGAGCAUACCUUUAUCAUCUCAAAGCUAAACACACAGAAUCAGGAGGAAAGAGAUUUGCAUGUAAUGUAAGUCAGAAGAAGCUGUUCUAUUCAAUUUAAAAAUCUUUUUAUUCCGUUGAAGUGAUAACUUUCUUUUCUGAUGCCUUUUAUAAACUGAUCAUAUUUGAUUAAGUUAUCAUUAAAAUAUAUUUAAAAAUUAUAUUUAUACGCUUUCUUUCUUUUCUUUUUUUUAAAAAAGAUUUGUGGCCGCCAAUUUCAUACUGGUCAGCGUUUGAGAAACCAUAUGGCAAGCCAUGAAGUUGGAAAGAAUCACUGUUGUACCAUAUGUGGCAAGCUUUUUGAAAGUAGGAAAAAAUUGGACACCCAUGUAAUGGUCCACAAUCUGACCAGCAAGCAUGACCAAAACUUGCAGUGUUCAGAUUGUGGACGUCAGUAUUCAGAGUGGAUAGCUUUCAAGCAGCAUAUGAAGACUCAUGGUGCUGAAGGUGUACAAUAUCCAUGUGGUCUCUGUGAUAAAGUCUUUCCAACUCAGUAUGAGAAGGAGAAGCACAAACGUGUACACAAACAAGUGCAGUGUGAAUUUUGUGAGAGAUAUUUUCGGUCAGCAUCUGUUUUGUCAGUGCAUCUAAGAAUACAUACAGGAGAAAGACCCUAUAAAUGUGGAUUAUGCGAAAGAGACUUUUCACAAGCAUCAGUGCUGAAAGUCCAUAUGAGGACACAUAGGAAAGAAGGUAAAUAUGAAUGUAAAAGAUGUGGAAAAGCAUACACUGAGGUUAUGGAAUUUUUUAAACAUCACAUGGGUCACCUAGAAGAAGGUAAUCUUCAGUGUGAAGAAUGUGGUAAAAUAUUUGAAAGCAUCAAUAACAAAAACAGACAUAUGGCAGCACACAGAGAUCGAGCGGGUAGAAUUUGCCAGGUUUGUGGUAAAGAGUUUGGUAGAAUAUCACACCUAGAAGCUCACAUGUUGUGUCACUCAGAUCAACUCCCUUUACUGUGUAAAGUAUGUGGUAAAAUGUUUCCAUCUGAAGAGGUACUCAGUGCACACUAUGCUAGUCACAUGGGAGGAGAGUUGAGUACAAAUCCAACACUUCCUACUUCGAAGGGUCCUUUAUUUUGUGGGCUAUGUGGAAAGAUGUUUAAGGGACAAUUGUUCUUGAAUAAUCAUAUGAUGAGACAUGAACGUGAAGGACUUGACUCACGGGGUGGGGAUAAUAUUCCUGAUGAAGAUGUGAUUGAAGUAGAAGGGGGAGAUUUUGCCUGCUCUGACUGCGGUAAAACAUUUGGACAAAAGCACCAUCUUACAGUUCAUCGACGGGAGCACACCGGAGAACGUCCUCAUACUUGCAUUCUUUGUGGCCAAAGUUUCACAUUGCGCAAGGUGUUACUAGAACAUAUCAGUGAUCACAAGCGUAGUGGCUUGAUGAUGUACACCAAUCAAGAUAACCAGUUAUUGGCUGGAAUGAAGGCCAGCAAUCCCAGAACUGAUCAUGAAAUGUAUCAGGAUAGUGAAAGUGGAUCAGAAACAGAAACUGAUCAUGAAGAGAGUGAUCAUGUACAAUCUAAAGCUCAAUUACCUCAGCAUCCAAAAUAUGAACAAAGAAUGUCUACAGAUCAUUCUCUUCCUGUUCUAAAUAACUCAUUUAGGGAAGAUACUUACCCUAAACUGCAAGGUACCAUUUUCCCUGAAAAAAAUUAUCCGGGUGCAUCCAACAAUUCCUAUGCAGAGAAACUUUUUAUAGAAACACCAAAUCAUGUUUACCAAGAGAAGAAUUAUUCAAGAAAUAAUACCUCUGCAUUUGUGGAUAAACAUUUUUCA
Lymnaea stagnalis (great pond snail) is the source of this 2396-nucleotide messenger RNA. NCBI's taxonomy places the organism in Eukaryota, Metazoa, Mollusca, Gastropoda, Lymnaeidae. The record is from the annotation of a GenBank genome assembly.